AUGUAUUAUAUCGGAGACGAAGUAAAGGCUGAGCAAUUUUCGCUUCGUAAGAUUGCUGGAGACUUAUGA
This is a messenger RNA of Fusarium pseudograminearum CS3096, 69 nucleotides long. RefSeq lists its product as uncharacterized. The coding region runs from base 1 to 69 and encodes 22 amino acids. Lineage: Eukaryota; Fungi; Ascomycota; Sordariomycetes; Hypocreales; Nectriaceae. The transcript has 2 exons. The record is from RefSeq and is a predicted model, not a curated record.